Molecule: messenger RNA, 2744 nt
Organism: Dermatophagoides farinae (American house dust mite)
Lineage: Eukaryota; Metazoa; Arthropoda; Arachnida; Sarcoptiformes; Pyroglyphidae
Source: RefSeq, a predicted model, not a curated record
CAUCAAUUGAUCAUCAUUUGAUUUGAAUUUUUUUCUUCUUCUUCAAAACGAUAACCAUGCAACGAUCAUCAUCAAACAGUGUUAAUCAUCGGCAAACGACUUUACCAUCAUCAUCAUCAUCAGUGCUUAAUUCGUCGAAUCGUCGUAAUUAUAAUAGAUCUCAUAAUAAUUUUAAAUUUCAUAAUUUUGUUUUCAAUGAAACAAAUCAAAAAUUUUGUCUAGAAGAACAGGAUGGUAAUAAAAAAAUAACCGUAUUACAUUGGAAAUCAUCAACAGAUGAUGAUCAUAAACAACAACAGCAACAGCAACAAUUAAUGAAUCAUCAAUCUAUGAACAUUCGACAAUGUGAUUCAGAUUCAAAAUUGAUUAAAAGUGAAAAAUAUAAAUUUACACCAUCCAUACCAUCGAAUGUGGCCGUUGUUGUUGAUGAUGAUGAUGAUGAACAACAAUCGACCAUCGAUAAUCGAAUCGAUACAAAUGCUGAUGAUGAUGAUGACGAUGGUGAUCGAUCAAGAUUUGCACUAAAAUCAUCGGCAUCAUUUCCAUUCACAAAAAAUGUUGCCGAAACAUCGCCAAUGAAUUUGGCUCAAACAGAUAAUCAUCAUGACAAACAACGACAAAUAAUAAUCGACAAAAAUCAAUCGAAUCAAAAAUAUUCAUCAUUUCUACCUCAUCUAGUCACUGGUGGUGAAAAUAGUUCAUUCAUUUCAAGUGAUUUCAAUUCAAUUUCUUCUUCAGGUUCGAAUUAUUCUUCAUUUCAUCUAAAUUCAUUACCAUUACAAUUAUCAUCAUCAUCAUCUGGUAGUAAUUAUCGUUAUGGUAUGAUACAAAAUGAUGAUCUCCAUAAAUAUUAUCAUCAAUGCAAUAGUGGUUCAUCAAUAGGUACAAGAACAACCACGACAACAACAUCAUCAUCAUCAUGUUCGGCAAAUAUUAAUUUUUCAUUAGAUAAUCUUCGAUUAAAUGAAAAUCGUACAUUUCGUCAUCGUAGAAAAAACAAUGUUCGACGUAAAACAGCUCGUAUUCCAUCAUUGAAUCAUCGGCCAAUUAUUGUCGAUGAUGAUAAUAACGAAAAUGAAGAUGAUGAAGAUGAUGACAUUGAUUCUGCAGUAGAUUCUGACCAUGAUUCUGAUGAUUUCGAUGAUGAUGAGGAUGAUUUAUUCUAUCGAACAUAUCGAAGAAAAAUUCAACAACGAUUAGAAAGUAUUAUGGAUGAACAACAUCAACAAGCUCAACAACAACAACAACAACCAUUAGAUUUAUCAUUGAAGAAAUAUGCAGAAGAUAUGGAAAAUGAUGAUAAUAAUAAUAAUAACCUAUUCUCAAAAGAUCUCAAUACAAGAUGUGAUAACAAUAAUGAUGAUGAUGAUAAGAGAUAUUCGAAUUUGAAUAAAUCAUCAAUGAAUUUUACAAGCCAUGAACAUCAGAUACGUAAAGAUGUAUUAAGUCCAUCGACAUUAAUAUCAUCAAUCAAAUGUUGCUCACCAUCAUCAAUGGAUAAUAAUAAUAAUCAUUAUCAUUCAUCAUCAUCGAAUCCAUUUGUGUUUAAUCAACCAUGUUCAAUAUCGACAACAACAACAACAACAACAACAACAGAAACAAGAUUAUUAGAUAAUUAUCAUACAUCUAUACCGUCAACAUCAUUCUCAUCAUCAUCUUGUCAUGAUCAUCAUCAAUCGCCACGGUUUUGUCAUACAAAAUCCACCGAUAUAUUUGAUGCAUUAUUAGAGGAAGAGAUACAAAAAUUUUUGCACAAUUCAACCGGAACAUCGACAUCUACAUCGAUACCGAUGAUCAGAAAACAAACGAAUGAAUUUGAUAGAAAAAUUGAAGAUAAAUUAAAAAAAUUACAACAAGAAAUUAUAGCUAAUAAUCAAUUAAUAUCUGAUAGUGAUAUUUAUCAAUUCAUGUCCGAUUCAUUCAAUGAUAAUGAUCAUUUACGUAUGCAUUUUAAAUUUGAUUCAAAUAAAAAUUUAGAACCAUAUCUAGUGGAUAGUGGUUAUCGAACUAUUGGAACACGUGGAUCGUCAUCAUUACGAGAAUUUUCAUCACCAUCACCAUCAUCAUCAUCAUCAUUGUUGAAUACGCUUCCACGUAGUCGAUUAAAUCAUCGAAAUCAGAUACGACGUCAUCUGGAAGAUGCAUUUAAACAGAAUGGUUUCCUUGUAAAGACAAAACAAGUAAGCGAUGCCAAUAAUUCGGCAAUGUUUUGUAAAUUUCGUCAGUUACGAAAAUAUACACGUUAUUAUUUAAAAUCAUGGCAUAAUCAUUUACCGGAUGAAGUGAAUAAACUAUGGAAAGGAUUUUUACCACCAAAAUCUGAACGGCCUACAUUUUUAUCCAAUGAUAAUCAAACGACAACAACAACAUCAUCAUCAAUGGCUUCUAUCAUCGGUGAUGAUGAUGAUAAUUUACAAAAUAUUCAUUCAACAAUGGCCAUAAAUAGUAGUCAUUUGAUGGAAUGAUGAUAAUCAAUCAAAUCACGGAAGAAGAAUAUUAAAAAAAAACACAAUCUAGUCACGUCAGAUUCUAAUAUUUAUAUAUCAUCACAUGACACACAUACAGAUCGGUGUAUGGAAUUCGAAUGUUUUUGUUUUUUGUUUUUUUUUACGAAAUCAAUCUGUGAUGCAUGUAUGUGUGUGUGUGUGUGUGAUUCGUUAUCUGUUGUUUUUUGUUGUUGUUGUUGUUGAUUUUUAAUUUCGAAACAAAUUUGUUGUAACUAAAUAAAUGAAUGAAAAACUAAA